CGACAAUUCCACUACGAGACGAUCGCCUCCACCAUCCGAACCACAAAAAGGAGAUAUUGGUCUUCCGUUACGAUCACGAAACCGCCGCCAAUAUGGCUGGCAUUCACCAACAAGCGCAGAUGCAGGACGCUGCAGCUUUCGUCGCGCCGCCACCGAAGGAAAAGCACCACCGGCGGUCGCGCUGACUACUACCAACUAGUAGGUUUCUGGGUUUGCGAGUUGUCGAGCCUUCUAGGCCGUCCAACUGUCGUUGAGGCUGGUUUUCUGGUGUGCGUUCAUAGCUAUGGGUUCCUUCUGGUUACUUCUGCCACGGGCACGGACACGUACAGUACUUCCAAAUGUUGUCGAUCCCGCUUUCGCUUAGCUUGCGUGUGCUUGGACAGUGGCUUGAGUGCUCCGGUACAUACCUGUUCACUGGACGAUGUUCGCUUCUUGUAUCAUACAUGUACCAUUAAAGGGCUCCUCCUUCGAUACCUCCGUACCAUACUGUACUAUAUUCGUAGACAAAAGAUCGUGCGAUGA
Molecule: messenger RNA, 522 nt
Organism: Schizophyllum commune H4-8
Lineage: Eukaryota; Fungi; Basidiomycota; Agaricomycetes; Agaricales; Schizophyllaceae
Exons: 1
Source: RefSeq, a predicted model, not a curated record